Molecule: messenger RNA, 425 nt
Organism: Medioppia subpectinata
Lineage: Eukaryota; Metazoa; Arthropoda; Arachnida; Sarcoptiformes; Oppiidae
Source: the annotation of a GenBank genome assembly
UGAAUGCCAUUCGCAGACCAUUUCCUUAGCGAGAGAUUUGAUUACAAAACUACUGAUUAGAAGCUUUGAAGUGACAAAUGAAGCGAUCAUUUCAAGUGAAGUAAUGAAGUAAUCGUUGCCUUUAUUUCCAAUUGUUGUGCGAAAUAUUAGUCCAAAUUUUUUAAGGCCAUUAUUUGCUGUGAAUUUGUGUAGUUUUCGCUGACAAUUGAUUUGAUUUAUUGUUUGCUUCAAUCAGUGCUCAAGAGUUUGAUUGAUUGUAAUUAAUAACUCGUUGUAUGAAUUGAUGGUAUAAUCGACAGUCAUGUCACUCGAAGACCCCUUUUUUGUGGUUAGAGACGAAGUGGUGAAGGCGUUGGCCAAAUGCCGGACCAACUUUGACCGCUGGACCGACUUCUUGGACGAACCGAAUGGCACCACAAAAGAGG